CCGAAUAUCUUAAGUCGACUUACCUAUCCCUAACUUGCCCAUCACUAUUUCGUUGUACACGAACUUAUUUUUGUUUUUUCGAUUAAAUUAGUGGAAAAAUUGUUAAAAACUACGGCAACAUCCAAUUAAAAAUCUCUGCAGAUGGCUGAUAAACCACCAACAGCUAUGCCACCGGCCAGUGAACCAUUUCCAGGUUCACGGACACCCGGCUGGAAUGAUCCACCUCCACUACCCUACAAUCCAAUGUCAGCAGCGGCACCGGGACGACCUCGUAUUAGUUUGAAUAAACGUGUCGCCUAUCCUCUACAAGGUUCUGUGACGUCAACAACUGCAACUACGAAACCCACGGCAGUGGUAUUGCCAAAUCAGUUGGCAGGAGGUAUGCCAUUGCCACCACCUCCAAUGGCUGUAAAUGCGGCAACGACUGCAUCAAUUAUGCAACCUGUGGCUGUUGUCCAUCCCAUGCCUCCAAUGAUCCAGCAACAACAGCAUUCGAGUAGUCAGCAGGAAACAAUUGUUUUGCCAACGGAUGCAUUAGCGGUAAGUUUUCGCAAUCUAAGAGAACGAGUUCCUUUGGUCCAGGAAUCGGUGAAUGUUAGGCGGGAAGAAAUUGAACGACGUCUGGGCAUCAUUGAGCAACUAUGGCAAACCGGCAAUUUGAGUGAGGCUGUUAAGCAGAAAAUCUAUAAAUUGAGCUUAGCCGUUGAACGUGGCGCCCACAAUGAGGCUAUGGAAAUAUAUACAUCAUUGGUGGCCAAUCAUGCAAAUGAGUGUACAUCGUGGGCCAUAACACUGAGACACAUUGUUUUGACAAUAGCACCAACGCCGACACCAAUGGCUGCUACAUCAACGGUCCCAAGUGCUGAACCCAUAAAUGUAGUUGCACCCAAUAAUAGCAGCAACACCAACAUUAGUAAUCCAACGAAUUUAGUUUCCGCAAUACCCACCAUGUCAGUGACCGCCAUGCCACGUCCAACGAAUUCGAAUGAAGGAGUAGAGGGAAAUACAACUGCACCAAUAUCAAGGAUUCAGCAUAUAUGAUAAGCAGUGAGCGGUGGAGAAGUGCUACCACAGGCCCCCCUCAAAAUAUAGGAUAGGCAAACCUAUUUUUUUUUUUUAAUUUAUAAAUUUUACUUCCAACAUGAAUGUGUGUUUGUGUGAAUGUAUUUAAACGCUUUUAAGGCAAGCAGAAGAAAAAAAAACAAACGAAAAGAAAGUUUUAAACUUUUUGGUAUUACGAGAAAAAAAGAAAGAAAAACAAUAACAACAGGAAAUAUAUUCUACCACUAAUAAAUGAUGCUAUUUGCUGGAUAUUUUACACCCAAUUACACUCCCUUUAUUUGGAGUAACAGAAGUUUGGUGGUAUUGGCUUUCAAAGAGCGUUAUAUUUAUCAGUUUUGAAAAUUUUUAAAUUGUAUUAUUAGCAACAAGCUCCUCACAGGGGAACGUUGUUUUCAUAGUUUAUCAUUACACUUCUGUAGCUCCAAUUUUAUUCCUCCAUUAUGUAUUCUUUUCCAACAAUAAUAGUAUAGAACAGCAUUUAAUUAUGAAAUCAAAAAACGCAAUUACUUAGCAAUGCAUUUUCCGUUUAUGAGUUUGAACUCUACUGGCCGUUUGAUGCGCAGAGCUUCGAAGUCCAAAUAUAACUAGAAAUAAUUAUUAUGUAUUUGAUAAAGAUAUUACAUGGAAGAUAUUUUGUGAGCAAAACUUUGUCCAGGCAAAAGAUUCUCGUGUAUUCACAUAUGAUCCAAAAGGCUAUGCUGGUAAACUACUUAAUUUUUCGAUAUAUCCACUAAUAAUUUAUCAGUUAUUAAAUCCGUAGAAGACAUUUAUCCAAUUUCUACAUGCUGUAGGAUCUGUAUUUAUUGUGAGAAUGUAAAUGCCAGGACAAAAGCCUUCGCCUAUUUCCUCCCAAAAAAGUAUAUCCUCUCCGCCAUCACAGAUCUUCAAACUCGUAAGGGUAAUUCGUGCUAGUACUAUAAGAAUCAAAUCGAAAACUCGAUUCUCCAUCUUUUCUUAUUACUUUUUUUUGCAAUUUUCUUUGUGUAUUAUAGUUUUCUUUUAUUGUAUAUUUUUCUUUUUAAUUUGCAAUUAGAUUAUUUUAUGCAUUUAAUGAAAAUUAAGAAAGAAACAAAUAAAAACAUAUUACUUGGAUCCAAAAAGAUCCUUGAUGAUAAUUGUGUAAAAUUUCCCUCAUCCUUCCUAACUUCAACUCUACUUAAAUUGUCUGACAUAAUAAAGAUUAAGUGAAAAAUUAAA
Molecule: messenger RNA, 2259 nt
Organism: Musca domestica (house fly)
Lineage: Eukaryota; Metazoa; Arthropoda; Insecta; Diptera; Muscidae
Product: steroid receptor RNA activator 1
Exons: 2
Coding region: 142-1041 (299 amino acids)
Biological process (GO): regulation of transcription by RNA polymerase II
Cellular component (GO): nucleus
Source: RefSeq, a predicted model, not a curated record